Messenger RNA from Poecilia latipinna (sailfin molly), 479 nucleotides. Its product is annotated as actin-binding LIM protein 2-like. NCBI's taxonomy places the organism in Eukaryota, Metazoa, Chordata, Actinopteri, Cyprinodontiformes, Poeciliidae. The transcript has 3 exons. The record is from RefSeq and is a predicted model, not a curated record. Gene Ontology annotation, biological process: lamellipodium assembly. Bases 21 to 464 code for a protein of 147 amino acids. Gene Ontology annotation, molecular function: actin filament binding. Gene Ontology annotation, cellular component: actin cytoskeleton.
AAUCUUUCAUCUGAUUUUAUAUGUUUGUUUUCAGGCAGCCAUUCCCAGCUGGUGAUCGGGUGACAUUUAAUGGAAAAGAGUGUAUCUGCCAGAAGUGUACCCAACCUCUGCCUGCCAACAGCCCAGCACCCAUUCAGGCUGUCCACAACUGUUGUGGUUGUGGGAGGGAGUUCAAGAAUGAACAGUCUCUUGUUGCUCUGGACAAGCACUGGCACCUGGGCUGCUUCAAGUGUAAAGUGUGCAACAAGGUGCUCAAUGCUGAGUACAUAAGCAAAGAUGGGAUCCCCUACUGUGAGAUGGAUUACCAUGCUAUGUUUGGCAUCCAGUGUGAGAGCUGUAAGAAGUACAUCACUGGGAAGGUUCUGGAGGUAUACUGUUUUUUUUAUAUGGGGAAAAUUCUUUGCCUCGUGUGUCCCACUCCUUUUUAUGGAGUGUCAAAGUUUUAUGAUUCAAAAAAUGAGUGACUUGUUAUAUAUUUA